Messenger RNA from Stegostoma tigrinum, 9569 nucleotides. RefSeq names its product leucine rich repeat containing 40 (gene lrrc40). NCBI's taxonomy places the organism in Eukaryota, Metazoa, Chordata, Chondrichthyes, Orectolobiformes, Stegostomatidae. Gene Ontology annotation, molecular function: protein binding. The transcript has 15 exons. The record is from RefSeq and is a predicted model, not a curated record. Bases 359 to 2170 code for a protein of 603 amino acids.
GUUUAUCUAGCAGGUACAAUGCUUGGUUGAUUAGCUUACAUUAAGCUAGAUUACCGAGGCAAUUUUUGUUUUACCAAAACAGUGACGAUGGAAUGUUUUCCAAAAAAGCAACGAUCUCUCGGGAGAAGCACCGACUCUUGUCAAUAAUUCGUCCGCACAAGAAACAACAAACCGGUUGUGUUCGGGAGGACAAUGUUCAUUCAGAGAACGUCCCGCCCCAAGAAGCUCUCUCGCGCAGCGGUCGGCUUGGCGCGGGCGCGAGCGUGAGCGCCGACGGUUGGUGCGGGCGCGGCCGCGGCCUAUUGCCGGGAUCUAGUCGGUGAGGGCUGGGAGGCUGGUCAGCCGGGUUGUACUCUCAAUGUCGCGCAGGGACAAGAGCAGGUUCGCCAAUCGCAGGCCAGGCUCAGCAUUUCAACCUCGGGCAGCCGAGCCGCCUGUGCCUGCUGGCGUAAUUAAAACGGCCAGGAAAAGUGGACAGCUGAAUCUUUCCAAUAGAGAGUUGAGCGAGGUGCCUCAGAGCGUAUGGCGGAUAAAUGUGGACCCCCCAGAAGAAUCCUACAUGAAUGUCUCUUUUACUGCAAGUGACCGAUGGUGGGAUCAGACAGAUUUAACUAAACUUAUCUUGGCAUCGAACAGACUGCACUGCUUAUCAGAGGAUAUUCAGCUCCUACCAGCCCUCACAGUGCUUGAUGUCCAUGAUAAUCUCCUGAGUUCGCUACCUUGUGCAGUUGGACAGCUGUCACAACUUCAGAAGCUCAAUAUUAGCCACAAUAAACUAAAGGAGUUGCCAGAUGAGCUGUGGAAUUUAACGAGUUUGAAAAGUUUGUAUCUUCAUCACAAUGAAUUGGAGCGGAUUCAAGAGGGCAUUGGUAAACUUGUUCAUUUGGAAGAGCUGGAUGUGUCCAGCAAUCAACUUACAGCAAUUCCAAGCACUCUUGGUGAGCUGUCCAGUCUACUUAAAUUCAUUCUGGCUAACAACAAACUGAAGUGCAUACCCUUGGACAUUAGCAAAAUGAGAAGUUUAAAAUUGUUGGAUGCAAAUCAUAAUGAACUUGAAUGUGUUCCUCGAGAGUUAGCAAAUAUGGUGUCAUUACAACAACUUUACUUGAGGCAUAAUAAACUUCACCAUCUACCACAGUUACCAUCCUGUAAAUAUUUAAAGGAACUACAUGUAGGAAAUAACCAGAUUGAGAAUCUGGGCUCAGAGCACUUGAAAAAUCUAAGUUCUAUCACUGUGCUGGAGCUCCGCGACAACAAAUUGAAAUCACUACCAGAUGAAAUUCUUAUGCUUCAAGACUUAGAACGACUUGACCUCACAAAUAAUGACAUUAGCAGCUUGCCUUAUGCUCUGGGAAAUCUUCCUAAGUUGAAGUCUCUGUUGCUGGAGGGUAAUCCACUCCGUUCUAUUCGCAGGGAUAUUAUUCAUAGAGGAACUCAAGAACUUCUCAAGUACUUAAGAAGCAGAAUACAAGAAGAAACAACUGGCCAAGAUAAAAGUGGUUCAACAACAGCUAUGACUCUUCCCAGUGAAUCUAUGAUCAAUACAUAUGCCUUAGGAACACAGAAAGUGUUAGAAUACAGUGACAGAAAAGCCACCAUUGUUCCUGAUGAAGUAUUUGAUGCCUGUGAUGGAGUACCCGUCACUACUGUGAACUUGAGUAAAAACUUACUUACUGGAGUGCCUUCUCGGAUUUCAGAACUUAAAGCCACCAUCACCGAUGUAAAUCUUGGUUUCAACAAGCUUAGUUCUGUUUCCCUAGAACUUUGCACAUUGGAGCUUCUGAUUCAUCUGGAUCUUAGAAAUAACCUUUUGGCAUCCCUGCCAAUGGAAAUAAAACAACUACAGCAAUUGCAAACUAUAAUCCUUUCUUUUAACAGGUUUAAGGAGUUCCCUAAUGCCUUAUACCAUAUCCCAGCACUAGAAACUAUUCUUAUUAGUAAUAAUCAGGUGGGCUCGAUUGAUGCUUUCCAACUGAUGCAACUCGACAAACUGACCACACUGGACAUGCAGAAUAAUGAUUUAAUGCAGGUCCCACCAGAGCUGGGGAGCUGUGUAAACCUAAGAACCCUCCUCCUCGAAGGAAAUCCAUUUCGUAAUCCACGGGCAGCUAUCUUGGCUAGAGGAACAGCUGCAGUCCUGGAAUAUCUUAGAAACCGCAUUCCUACAUAAAUCUGUGCCUGAGAGAGGAAGAAUUGCUUUACUGAAGAUACUGCACUGAUUGAAGACUUAAUCAAUAUAAAGUAUUUAAAGAGGCUUUAAAAGGAAAUUGUGGCUUGUUCCAUAAUAUUAAAAUAGUUGUUUCAAGAUUACAUUUGCUCUUAGAGAUUUAAAGUUGACUUCAGUAGCCACGUUUCAGUGCAGUUAAGUAUGACGUACAUGAUCUAUUUACAUCAGAAACAAUGGUCUAGGUGUCACUUUUCAUUGAGUAUGAGAGGAGGAUCUUCGCACUUUUGCAUUACAUGUCAAAUUGUGCAUGCAUUUUGCUGCAGCACAUGAUUGAAUCUUUUCAGUUUAGCACAUUAGUAAUGGUUUGUACCUCCAAUGAGCAAUUAAUUGAACUUUCUUCUGAAAUAUCAGGAUAGACAUGCUUCUGAUUUCUUUUGAAUAUUGAACUCCUGGGGUAUCUUAAUGUACUUUGUUUUGUAAGUUUCUGGCUGACAUUUGGCAGUUUUGAAAUAUGCUGUGUUCUGCUGAUUAUUUGGGUGAUCCUGAUGUUUUUUAUUAUUAUUCAUCAUUCAUAUUGCUUCAAUACAUAAGAUAUUAUUAAAUCUGUGUUGAGCAGUCCUUCCUUGACAUGCAAACAUCUUUUUUUUAAAGAAAAUUUCUCACCUAGUUGUUUUCUUAUAAAUACAUUAGGACAGGUGAUUUAUUUAGACCAUAAGACAUAGGAGUGGAAGUAAGGCCAUUCGGCCCAUCAAGUCCACUCCGCCAUUUAGUUCAUGGCUGAUGAGCAUUUCAACUCCACUUCCCUGCACUCUCCCCAUAGCCUUUGAUAUCCUGUGAGAUCAAAAAUUUGUCGAUCUCUGCCUUGAAAGCAUCUAAUGUCCCGGCCUCCACUGCACUCGGUGGCAAUGAAUUCCACAAGCCCACCACUCUCUGGCUGAAGAAAUGUCUCCUCAUUUCCGUUUUAAAUUUACCCCCUCUAAUUCUAAGGGUGUGCCCCCGGGUCCUAGUCUCCCCGCCUAAUGGAAACAACUUCCCAGCGUCCACCCUUUCUAAGCCAUACAUUAUCUUGUAAGUUUCUAUUAGAUCUCUCCUCAACCUUCUAAACUCUAACGAAUACAAUCCCAGGUCCCAUCGUACAUUAAACCUACCAUUCCAGGAAUCAUCCAUGUGAAUCUCUGCUGGACACGCUCCAGGGCCAGUAUGUCCUUCCUGAGAUGUGGGGCCCAAAAUUGGACACAGUAUUCUAAGUGGGGCUUAACCAGAGCUUUAUAAAGUCUCAGAAGCACAUCGCUGCUUUUAUAUUCCAACCCUCUUGAGAUAAACGACAACAUUACAUUCGCUUUCAUAAUCAUGGACUCUACCUGCAAGUUAACGUUUAGAGAAUCCUGGACCAACACUCCCAGAUCCCUUUGUACUUCUGCUUUAUGAAUUUUCUCACCAUUUAGAAAAUAGUCCAUGCCUGUAUUCUUUUUUCCAAAGUGCAAAACCUCGCGUUUGCACACAUUGAAUUUCAUCAGCCAUUUCCUGGACCACUCUCCUAAACUGUCUAAAUCUUUCUGCAGCCUCCCCACCUCCUCAGUACUGCCUGCCUGUCCACCUAUCUUUGUAUCAUCGGCAAACUUCGCCAGAAUGUCCCCAGUCCCUUCAUCCAGAUCAUUAAUAUAUAAAGUGAACCGCUGCGCCCCCAACACUGAACACUGCAGGACAUCACUUGUCACCGGUUGCCAUUCCAAAAAAGAGCCUUAUAUCCCAACUGUCUGCCUUCUUCAGACAGCCAAUCCUCAAUCCAUGCCAGUAGCUCACCUCGAACACCAUGGGUCCUUACCUUGCUCAGUAGCCUCCCGUGAGGCACUUUAUCAAAGGCCUUUUGGAAGUCUAGAUAGAUAACAUCUACUAGGUUUCCCUGCUCUAACAUACUUGUUACCUCUUCAAAGAAUUCUAACCGGUUUGUCAGGCAUGACCUCCUGUUACUAAAUCCAUGCUGACUUAUUCUGAUCUGACCCUGCACUUCCAGGAAUUUAGAAAUCUCACCCUUAACAAUGGAUUCUAGAAUUUUACCAACAACCGAGGUUAGGCUAACCGGGGUAUAAUUUUCCAUCUUUUGCCUUGAUCGUUUCUUAAACAAGGGGGUUACAGCAGCAAUUUUCCAAUCAUCUGGGACUUUCCCAGACUCUAGUGCCUUUUGAAAGAUCUCAACCAAAGCCUCUGCUAUUUCCUCAACCACCUCCCUCAGAACUCUAGGAUGUAGCCCAUCGGGGCCAGGAGAUUUAUCAAUUUUUAGAUCUUUUAGCUUUUCUAGCACUUUCUCUUUUGUAAUGCCUACCAUACUCAACUCUGCCCACUGACUCGCCCUAAUUGUUGGCACACUACUCAUGUCUUCCACUUUGAAGACUGAUGCAAAGGACUUAGUAAGUUCUUCAGCUAUUUCCUUAUCUCUCAUCACUAGCCUUCCAGCAUCAGUUUGGAGCGGCCCAAUGUCUACUUGUGCCUCUCUUUUGUUUCUUAUGUAUUGAAAGAAACUUUUCCUAUCAUUUCUAAUAUUACUAGCUAGCCUAACUUCAUAAUUCAUCCUCUCCUUCCUUAUUUCUCUCUUUGUUAUCUUCUGUUUGUUUUUGUAGCCUUCCCAAUCUUCUUAUUUCCCAGUGCUCCUGGCCACUUUAUAGGCUGUCUCUUUUUCUUUGAUACAUUUCCUGACAUCCUUUGUCAGCCAGGGCUGUCUAAUCCCACCCAGGAUAAUCUUCCUUUUCUUUGGGAUGAACCUCUGCACUGUGUCCUCAAUUACACCCAGAAACCCCUGCCAUUGUUGCUCUACUGUUUUCCCCGCUAGGCUCUGCUUUCAGUCAAUUUUCGUCAAUUCCUCUCUCAUGCCCCUGUAAUUACCUUUAUUUAACUGUAACAGCAUUACAUCCGAUUUUGCCUUCUCUCUUUCAAACUGCAGACUGAACUCUACCAUAUUAUGAUCGCUGCCUCCUAGUGUUCCCUUACUUUAAGAUCUUUUAUAAAGUCAGGCUCAUUACAUAGCACUAAGUCCAGAAUAGCCUGCUCCCUUGUGGGCUCCAUCACAAGCUGUUCCAAAAAGCCAUCCUGCAAACACUCCAUGAAUUCCCUUUCUUUGGAUCCACCGGCAACAUUAUUCACCCAAUCCACCUGCAUAUUUAAGUCCCCCAUGAUCACCGUGACCUUGCCUUUCUGACAUGCCCUAUCUAUUACCCAAUGCAUCUUGCGUCCCUGGUCCUGAUCACUGUUAGGAGGUCUGUACAUAACUCCCAUUAUGGAUUUUUUGCCUUUGUGGUUCCUCAACUUCACCCACACAGACUCCACAUCCUCUGAUCUGAUGUCAUUCAGUGCCGUAGAUUUAAUUUCAUUCUUAACCAACAAGGCAACCCCGCCCCCUCUACCCACCUCCCUGUCUUUUCAAUAAGUUGUGAAUCCUUGGAUGUUUAACUGCCAGUCCUGAACUCCCUGCAACCAUGUCUCUCUGAUGCCUACCACAUCAUAAUCAUUCAAGAUGAUUUGUGCUGUUAAUUCAUUUACUUUGUUGCGAAUACUACAAGCAUUUAGGUAAAGUGCCUUAAUGCUAACUUUCUUAUCAUUAUUAGAGAUAUUGGAAAUCCUAAGAUGUCUUAAGCUAUCCUUCCUUUUUGCUGUAUUCCUAGUCUGCCUCGAGCUUAAACCCACCUUUACACAUGCUUUCCUGUUGCUUAUCUUUCCAUUUAACUCCAUAUUCACUUUCGCUUUCCCUUCCCCCCGACUCAGAAGUUUAAAGUCCUACUGACCACCCUAUUUAUCCUUUUCGCUAGAACACUGGUUCCAGAUCGGUUCAGAUGGAGACCGUCCCAACGGUACAGCUCCCCUCUGUUCCAAAACUGAUGCCAAUGCCUCAUGAAAUGGAAUCCCUUUUUCCUACACCAAUCCCUUAGCCACGUGUUUACUUCCCUAACUUUCUUUUCCCUCUGCCAAUUGGCACGUGGCUCAGGCGGUAAUCCAGAGAUUAUGACCCUUGAGGACCUGUACUUCAAUUUCUUUCCUAGUGCUUGAUAAUCCCUGAACAGGUCCUCUACCCCAGCUUUGUCUAUGUUGUUAGUCCCAACGUGGACCACGACAACUGGAUCCUUCCCCUCCUGCUCCAAUAUCCUUUCAAGCCGGUCGGAGAUGUCCCGCACCCUGGCACCGGGCAGGCAACACACCAUGCCGGACUCCCGAUCCGGCUUGCAUAGGAUACUAUCUGUCCCCUAAUUAUAGAAUCCCCUGUAACAACUACCUGUCUUUUUGCUCCACCCUCUUGAAUGGCCUUCUGCACCAUGGUGCUAUGGUCAGCUGGCUCAUCCUGUCCACAGUCCUUUCUCUCAUCCAUACAGGGAGCAAGAAUCUCAUACCUGUUGGUCAAGGUCAAGGGCUGAGGCUCCUGCACUCCUGAACUCAGAAUCCCCCUACCUGCCUCAAUUACAGUCACACUCUGUUGUCCCUGAACACUUUUUGAAUUUAAAUUACUUAAUCUACCGGGUGUGACUGCCAAAAGACAUGUUUAAGACUACUCGUGACAAAUACUCAAAUUCUACAUGCAGUGAUCUUCCAGACUUUGUGAUCUCUUUAAAAUCCAGUUUCAACUUUUUAAAAGAUAUUUGCGAUUUGGUUUGAUUGGUUAUGAAUUUUACUUUAAAUAGAAUCUGCUUAUGUUUACCAGUUUCCCAAUAGCUAAAGGCAACGUUAUCUUGGAUGUUCAAUGUUCAGUGCCUUGCCUGUGUUGAGCUGUGGUCUGUGCUGAGUUGUGAUCUGUGCAAGGACAGAAGUGGAGGUGUAAUACUUGGUUGCACUGCCCUAGUUUAGGAAAAUCAGCUUUCUUCUCCUGAUUUCUAGUGACACCAAUUUGGAUGGUAUGUAAUAAUUGUGUGUAAUUAUAAGAUAAAGGUAAAACUGAAACUAGCUGGCCUGACUGGCUUAGUACACUUUCGCAUAAUGACUAAAGGAAUGUCUGACUCCUUUACAGGCUGCAAUGGGUAAAAUUAUACUGCCUUUUGGAAUUUUUGUUUGAAGUCAGAACCAAAAGUAUGUCCUGUUAGUGAUGAUAUUGCCUGCCCAUCCAAAUGUGGACAUCUAGGUAAGGUGGUUGAAGGUGUUUGUUGCAUAUGUUUAAAAUGUUAAAUUAUUCAUGGUCAUAACCUUCAGUGUAUCAUUAUAAAGGGUACUAAGAUGAUCUGAAGCUGCACCAGUAGCCCUGUGGCAGAAAGAAAGCUCUGUUGGAGACAGACAAACAAGGCUUUUCUGGCUCUGUGGCCUAUCCUCAAUAAAAAUUUGACAGUAUUCUUCAAGCAGCCAGUUAUUUGGCAGCUGCUAACUUUUAUUUCCCAUCAUCGAAUCACCCCAGGUCUUUUUUUUUUAAAAUUUAUUAACCACCUUCAGUAAAUGACCAUGUUUCCAUUGAAUAAUUUAUGUACACAGUCUGUUAAGGGCAAUGCAAAUCAUGAAAGCUGAAGGGUCCUGUGAGUUGAGGGAAGAGGGCUAAAUCAAAAUGGAGUCUGAGGGGAGCUGUUCGUAGGUCAGCUAUUUCCAUUGAUUAUUUGCAUCUGGCAAGGUUGACUGUAGGCAGGAACUCAAAGCGUUUUCACGUUGUCCCACUGUCUGGCUAUUAAAACCACCUCCAUGUAACUAAUAAGAUUCUGCCCUAGCUUUUCUGGGGUGAAAAGAUGAAGAGGAUUAAAUUUACAUUUCUGGUGUUGUAAAGUAGGUUCACAAAGAGAUUAUCUGGCAGGAAAAUCUGAGUAAAGAAAAAUAAUCUUUUGAUUUAAAAUAUUCCAUUGUAAACUGUAAAGGGAAUAGCAAAAGCAGCAGUUGCUGGAAAAUUUCAGCAGGUCUGGCAGCAUUUCUGAAGAAAAGUUAGAGUUAACGUUUCAAGUCCAGUGAUGUUUCGUUAAAACUGUUCUGAGGAUGGGUCACUGGACCCGAAACGUUAACUCUGAUUUUUCUUCAUAGAUGUUGCCAGACCUAAUGAGCUUUUCAGCAACUUCUGACUUUGCUCCUGAUUUACAGCAUCCGCAGUCCUUUUGGUUCUUAAACGGAAAACUGUUGUUUUCAAAGUGAAACUGAAUGUGGCCUAUGAAAGUUACUUUAGCUUUGAAGGUUCAGUCUCCAAUCCUGGUUUAGUAAAUCAAAGAUAUAAAUUGUAUGCCUUAUAUAGAUUAUGGUUGCCAAGACCCUUUAAAUCAUAUUCUCUACCAGGAAGAUUUAUGUAGAUAUUCGUUUUGAAUCCAUCUUGACAGUUCAUCUAACUGCAUUCACGGAUUUUCAAGCAUUCUUGUCUUAGAGAAAUUAUUUCCUUCAAAGCAUCAAGUCUACUUCACGUUUUUUUUUCUAUUCUGCAAAUAUCUGUUACUGUGAACUUUGACAUUCCUACCAGACUCUGGUGCUUUAUAAAUUCUGUGCUAUGUCUAUGUUGAAACAAAAUUCUAAAUUAGAUAAAUUUAUACUUAAAAUGUUUGUGAAAUUCAACAACUGCACUCUAGGUGUAGUUGCAAUGUUAUACGAUCAGUUACCAAGAUGGGAUUCUGUUGAAGAGGUUGAUCAGAAUCAUUUGAAACUGCUGUUAAAAAGAAUGGUGUUGUUUGGCACAGCGAGAUAUGACAGUAACAAUUUGUUAUUAAAUGUUGAAAUUUUGGCAACCCAACAUGCCAGCUGCUCAACAGGAUUUUGAAUGCUGUUCUAGGGACUAAACUUUUUUUUUCCCUAAACACUGUAUUGUGGUGCUAUAACUAGAUAACUUGUGUAAACUGCCAAUGUUGCUCAAAUACUACUGGCAGUGUUUUUAGAUUUAGAUUAGAUUUUCUGCAGUGUGGAAACAGGCCCUUCGGCCCAACAAGUCCACACUGUCCCUUGGAGAUUCCCACCCCGAUCCAUCCCCCAUAACCCACACACCCCUGAACGCUACGGGAAAUUUAACAUGGCCAAUCCACCUAGCCUGCAUAUCUUUGGACUGUGAAAACCUGUGACUGGUACUUGGUCAAUCAGCCUACAGAUAAAUUCCAUUUUCUUUAAUGCCUUUACAGGUGAAAAUUUGGAAAGGUUUAACUGUACUGAUCUCUGCCAUUUCUCAAAAGCAUCACUAUCUUUAAAUAUGGAGGUGACUCGUGACAAUUUUCUUUAAAAGCUGUUCUCUGUAGGUUGCAUUUGAAAUUGUAAUUUACUGCUUUCAAAUAACACAGCUAGUUGAUUUAUAAAAUAAUUUUUGUCUAAAACAAGAGUUUUGUUUUCUAUACCUUUUUGUAAAUUCUUGAUCUUUGAGCAAUGAUGUUGUGUUAAAAUUGUGCAUGCUAACAUGUAUUGUUGCAUAAAUGUAUACCACUGUAUUGGCCUGAGAAAAUUGGUAUUAAAAUAACUGAGUUAUACUUUUGGUGAAUGCUUAACAAAA